Messenger RNA from Cannabis sativa, 1323 nucleotides. RefSeq lists its product as uncharacterized. Bases 216 to 950 code for a protein of 244 amino acids. The record is from RefSeq and is a predicted model, not a curated record. NCBI's taxonomy places the organism in Eukaryota, Viridiplantae, Streptophyta, Magnoliopsida, Rosales, Cannabaceae. Gene Ontology annotation, molecular function: S-adenosylmethionine-dependent methyltransferase activity. The transcript has 8 exons.
AGUUAAGUUAGCCAAAAUACACUACAAAAACUUAAGUACUUUACUUCCUCUGUUCACCUCCUCAAACCUCAAACUUCCACAUCUUCACUUUCACUUUCUCUCUUUCAAACCCCAAAUUCCUCCGACGCCGGAAAAUCAGACCCACCAUCUACGGUGACCCACCAAAAAAAAUUCAAUCUUUUUCCCAAACUUAUAAUAAAAAUCCAAUCUUUAUAAUGUUCAGAGACACAUCGAGCUGUAAUACUUACAACUAUGGCGAUGCUUUGUAUUGGGAUGCUCGUUAUAUCCAAGAAGGUGGGUCUUUUGAUUGGUACCAACGUUACUCUGCUCUUCGACCAUUUGUUCGAAACUAUUUUCCAACCUCUUCUCGAGUUCUCAUGGUUGGUUGUGGCAAUGCUGUUAUGUCCGAAGACAUGGUUAAGGACGGGUACGAAGACAUAAUGAACAUCGAUAUUUCAUCGGUCGCCAUUGAAAUGAUGAAAAGAAAACAUGUGAAUACUCCUCAGCUGAAAUAUAUGCAAAUGGAUGUUAGGGAUAUGAGCGUCUUCCCCGACGAAUCAUUCGAUGGUGUUCUUGAUAAAGGAACUCUGGAUUCUUUGAUGUGUGGCACCGACGCGCCGGUCAGUACUUCCCAAAUGCUAGGAGAAGUCAGUAGGCUUCUUAAACCAGGAGGUAUUUAUAUGUUGAUAACUUAUGGCGAUCCUAGAGUACGGAUGCCUCAUUUGAACAAACCGGUAUACAAUUGGAAAAUCAUGUUAUACAUUAUACCUAGACCUGGAUUCAAAAAGCGCGACGGUGAUAGUUCAUCAACACGGCCGAGUUUGGAACCUAUUCCCACAACCGAAAAUGGUUUACUCCCAACGGAUUUCAUCUUGGAAGAUCCAGAUUCUCACUUCAUAUACAUAUGUAAAAAAUUGGAUGAAACAGAGCUGAUUACCAAUGUCUUGUAGUAAUUUACUAUCGCGACAUGGCACCGACGAUCAUGUCCGAUGACGACGAUCUAAAGGUACAAAAACACAAAACAUAAUCAUUCAUGGAAUUACACUUCUUGAUUGUACAAUGAGGUGAUGAUUGAGAAGUAAUCAUUUAGCAUCCUUUGUGGUGUUUUGUAACAAAUAAAUGUUACCAUUUAGUAAUUGGAGUGUGUUAGCUUUAACUUAUAGAGUGAAAAAUAUAUAUAAGAAAAUAGCUAAGAAAAUUAAGGACUUUAUUUUUUUCUUCUUCUUAUUAAUUUUUUUGAUUUGGGACGUUUCUUUGGACAUGAGAAUAAUAAUGUUUCUUUCAUAUAAAUUUAUUUGAUGAGAUAUUUCAAUUGUUUGUGUG